UGGGUUGUACUUGUAUAGCGCUUUCUACCCCUUUUUAAGGAGCCCAAAGCGCUUUGACAGUAUUUCCACAUUCGCCCAUUCACAUAACAAUGGGUUGAAGACCAGAUCACAACAUGCGGAUUUGAUUUGUUUACUAAAGUUAAGACGUACGUCAUGUAUGGCGCUUUUGGACUCUAUUGCUUUCCAUACAACCUGACGGUUGUCAUGGAAACGUUUUGUUGCGCUCCACUUGUCCGACAUGUAAAGACUCGGGUACGAGCACAGAACGCCAACAGGACUAACUUUUGGUGAUGGCCUCCUCCCAGCGUGACGUCAUCGACUUUUCCGCCCUUGAAAAAGAGUUGCGGACGAACGUGGAGUCCGAACGCAAAUACAAACGGGAGAACGACGCGAAGCUGCGAGCCGUCAGUCAGGGCGUGUCCUCCUACCAGCAGUUCAGAGACAUGGUUCUUACCUGUCACCUGAAACCGCUGGACCAGGAUGACAAGAACGCUCCCCGCAAACAACCAUGGAACCCUUUGGUUGGCCCCGACAUCAAGCGCGCCAUGACCCCUGACCCUGAUUACACACAUGACUCCUAAUUCUUCACAAUGUGAUGGUAUCGAUAUUAGACAUCAGUCCGAUAUCAUGAAAAAAAAACAAGUAUUUGAUGAUAUCAGCUUGCGUGUAAAAUGUGUUAUAAAACAAGCAGUCAUGCAGUG
Nerophis ophidion (straightnose pipefish) is the source of this 701-nucleotide messenger RNA. It is a transcript of the gene dnaaf19, whose product is annotated as coiled-coil domain containing 103. The coding region runs from base 291 to 581 and encodes 96 amino acids. The transcript has 3 exons. The record is from RefSeq and is a predicted model, not a curated record. NCBI's taxonomy places the organism in Eukaryota, Metazoa, Chordata, Actinopteri, Syngnathiformes, Syngnathidae. Gene Ontology annotation, biological process: epithelial cilium movement involved in extracellular fluid movement; inner dynein arm assembly; determination of left/right symmetry. Gene Ontology annotation, cellular component: outer dynein arm.